CGUCCUCUGUUCCCCUGUUGCAGGUAUGAGCUGUCGCAGGACCUGCAGGACAAGCGCAUCGAGAUGCUGGAGCGCAAGUACGGCGGCGUCAAGGCGCGCGUCGCGGCGCUCACGAUCCAGCGCGCCUUCCGGAGGUACACGCUGCUCAAGAAGUUCGCCGCCAUCACGGCCAUGGCCAAGGCGGAGAAGCGGCUGAGCCGGCGCCUGCAGGCCAACGGCGACCUCUGCGACAACGGCGCCGCGCCCCUCAGCCCCGUAGCGGCGCCCGCCCCCGGCGGCGGCCCCGUCGCCGCCGCCGUCGCCGCCGCCGCGGCCCCGGCCCCCGGCUCGUCGCCGGCGUCCCCGAUGGGCGUCGUGCCGGGCCAGGCGGCCGGCCCCCGGAUGGCGCCCGCCAGGUCGCUGUCCAUGCGCGAGCGCCGCCUGCCCCGCAGCCAGUCCAGCUGCUGCGGCGGCGAGCACUACGACCACUACGCCCCCAGCUACGGGCAGGGCCAGCCCCCCGGCGGCCCCCAGUGCACGCCGUCAUGCGGGCCCCCCUGCGGACCGCCGUGCGGACCCCCCUGCGGACAGCCCUGCGCCUCCGAGAACACGUACUGGGACUCCACGUCGGCGCACUUCUACUCGCCCCACGAGUCCUACUCGGAGCACGAGAUGAGCUCUUCGAUGGUUCCCGCUCGCGGGCUUAUGCCCCUGCCCCUGUCUCACGGGUCCCCCCACGGGUCCCACAGCUCCAUGGGCCACGGGGACCCUUGGUCGUCCCUGAGCCCUUGCCCGUGCCCCGGCCCCUGCCACUGCCCAUGCCCCUCCUGCCCCAGCCCGAACCCUUCCCCGAACUCCUCGCCCGCGGGCAGCGUGGCGAGCGUGGCCAGCUAUCAGCGCCAUCUCCGCAAGAUGCCCCCCGACGUACCGAAGCGCACCUCGUCCAUCACCCCGCUGCCCGGCCACGGGAGGACUUCCCUCCAGGGUCGCCUGGGCGGCGGCCUCGGCGCUGGGGACAGUGGCAGCGUCACGUCGGUGCACUCGUCGGGCUCGGACAGCAGCAGCCACACCGCCACGGCCUGCGACCCUCACUGCGACCCGCACUGCGACCCGCAGGCCAGGGCCGCCUCGCCCUGGAAGAAGCAGCAGGAGUGCGCCAUGGUCACGAGCCCGCCCGCCGGCCACCCCGGCGUGCACCCGGCGCAGCUGGCGCAGCUGCAGCUGCAGGCGCAGGCCAUGCAGGGCCAGGUGCAGGGUCUGCAGCAGGCGCAGCAGGCGCAGGCCUACAGCAACCACUUGCAGGAGCCUCAGCAUGUCAUGUACAAGGUUUCAGAGACUGUGCGGAAGAGGCAGUACCGUGUUGGCUUGAAUUUGUUUAACAAGAAACCAGAGCGAGGAAUCAGCUACCUCAUCAGAAGAGGCUUCUUAGAAAAUUCUCCUCAAGGAGUAGCAAGAUUUCUUAUUUCUCGUAAAGGCUUGAGCAAGCAGAUGAUUGGAGAAUACCUAGGAAAUUUACAAAGUUCUUUCAAUAUGGCGGUGCUGGAAUGCUUUGCAGAGGAAUUAGAUUUAUGUGGAAUGGCUGUGGAUGUUGGUCUCCGAAAAUUCCAGUCUCAUUUCAGAAUGCCAGGAGAGGCACAGAAGAUUGAAAGAUUGAUGGAAGUAUUUUCUGCAAGAUACUGUCGAUGCAAUCAAGAUGUAGUUGCUCGAUUAAGAUCACCUGAUACAGUUUUUGUCCUGUCCUUUGCCAUCAUCAUGCUCAAUACUGACCUCCAUACUCCAAACAUUAAGCCCGAAAGACGAAUGAAAUUAGAGGACUUCAUCAAAAAUUUGAGAGGCAUUGAUGACUGCCACGAUAUAGAUAAAGAUAUGCUAGCUGGAACUUACGAUCGAGUUAAAGCUAACGAAUUUAAACCUGGUUCUGAUCAUGUCACUCAAGUAAUGAAAGUUCAAAGUACUAUCGUAGGGAAGAAACCCAAUAUGGCGUUGCCACAUCGUCGAUUAGUAUGCUAUUGUCGCUUGUAUGAAGUGCCAGAUGCUUACAAGAAAGAGCGACCAGGAGUUCAUCAAAGAGAGGUUUUCCUCUUUAAUGACUUGCUUGUAAUCACUAAAAUUCUUUCUAAAAAGAAAAACUCUGUAACCUAUACAUUCCGUCAAAGUUUUCCACUUUGUGGUAUGAUGGUGACUUUAUUUGAUGUGCCAUACUAUCCAUUUGGAAUUAGAUUGUCUCAGAGAGUUGAUGGUAAGGUGCUGGUCACCUUCAACGCUCGCAAUGAGCAUGACCGUUGCAAGUUUGCAGAGGACCUUAGAGAGUCUGUCUGUGAAAUGGAUGAGAUGGAAAAUCUUCGCAUUGAAGCUGAGCUGGAGAGACAGAAGAGCAGUCAUGCUGUGCGGGCUGCAAGGUCAGGUGCUGCUGGCAGCACCACUGGAGGAAGUGUCAGUACGAACUCAGAUAAUAGAGAUUCGGGUGUUGCCGAUGUAGAAGGCGUGUAUACAUGUGGAACUCAAGAAAAUUGUGUGAGAGGAGAAGCCGAGGCAUGUAGCAUGGAGAGAGAGCGACUUGUUUCAACUGAUGUUUCUCUCAAGCGUUCUGCUCUAAGCAAUUCUCUUCUAGAUAUCCACGAGCAAUUUGCAGGGGAAAAACCUCAGCGCAGAGGCAGUGUUGGGUCUCUGGAUAGUGGAAUGUCCAUCUCAUUUCAAUCAACAUCGGCUAGUACGGUGAGCAGAGACUCUUCUCCGCAAAAUGUGCAACCAUCUCCAGGUGCCAUAGCUAAGGGAGCAGGAAAAGUGGUUUGCCAUGUCCAAAAUCAUCCUCACCAAAUGCAGCAACCACUCAACCACGUGCUGCACCCUACACACCCAGGCAUCAUGGGACACCCCAGCCACCCUGUACACCCUGGACAACCAUCUCUUUUGGGUGGGCUCUUUGCUAAGCGGGAAAGAAAGGUUAUGCGUGAUGAGAAUGGCCCAUAUAGUCGUAGUACUGAAGUCUAGUCCACUAUGGCCUUUGGCCUGUGUAAUUUCUAGUCCUGAUCUGGCCAGUGAUAAUGACCAAGAUCUCUAGCAGCUGCAUUUGACAUUUGAAUGAUGUUUAGGAGAGCGGGAGAGUACUUUCCUUUCCAACAACAAGAGUUUUAAAGUAAAUUUUCAACAUAAAUUGUUUCUCUUUCUUGCAGUUUCUUGAUCAUUAUGUCAUUCAGUUGUCAAACUGCUGAGAAGUUUGUGGGUCUUAGUUCUAUUUUUAGUAAGGAUGAUUGAAAAGUUGUUGAGGCUGUGUACUGUGGUUGUUAAGUAUGGCUGAUAAUUAAUUUUAUUCAUUGUAAUUUAGGGAGUCACAAACAUUUUGUACCAAAGCUGCAGUUUCCAUUAUUUUUCUGCUUUAUUUUAGGGUCCAAUUCAAGUCCUAUCAAAGCAUGAUAGUUUUUAUCUAAUCUUUGAAAAAUAGGUGCCUUUUAUCAACUACAGUUGCAGUUGCACCUACUUUAUUUGCUCCAAAAUGCCCUUCAAGCUCAAAAUAAAACAAAUAAGAAAAUGCAAAAGUCAGAAGGGUAAAAAUGAAUGAAUCAUGAACGGUACUUGACUGACAUGUAAUUAAUUUCAGUUCUCUCAUACUGCCCUUCAGAAAUGUACUGUUUAAUUGUCAGCGUAACCAUCAGACAGCUCCAUAACUUAUUUUAAAGUUUAAACAAAGGAAAUAAUCAACUUUAACUUUGCUAAUUGAAGUAGAUUUUUCUUCCUAUUAUGCAUUUCUAUAGAUUUACUGUUGUUCUUCUUAUGUAGUCAAACUUAAACUAUCAAAACUAUCUGCUGUUCUAUGACCUUGAUAGCAAUUUUUCAGGCAUGGAGUGAAUUUUAUACUCAUAUAUUUUGCUUCAAAGUUGCAUUGCCGAGUGUUUGUUAUUUUUUUUUCUUUGGCUGUAUUCUGUGUUUAAGUACUAGUCUUGUUUCUCAUCUUCCAGUUAUCUAUUUUUGGUUUGAGUGGUGGAUCAUUUCUUUCUUUGAUUUGCAUAAGCUUUGAAAGUUAUGUUCAGUGUGCUCUCUAGUUAUAAGAAAUGCAAAACUCUCUGCUAACGUGAUUGGAAAACAUUAACUACUUUCAGAAAUUAUGGUUUGAAACACACCAGUGUUUCCGCUUAGCAGAGUCUAUUGCAUUCAAUUAUAUUCUUUCUAUUUUAUGUUCAUACCACAUCUAUGCUAUUGUAUAUAGAGAGAGUGUUUAAAAUUUGAAGUAAGAUUAUUCCAAGAGUUUUGUAAUGUGCUGUCUGUGCACUUGUAAGUUUAGAUUGUUUUAAUACUAAUCUGUAUAUACUGUAUAAUCACAUAGCAAUAUUUAAAGUUUUGUAUAUCUUUUGUAACUUGUAUGUCCUUGUACACAUUUUAGAAUUAAUUUGUUGUUAAAAACAAUCAUGUUCAUGUUAAGUGAGGGUGUCAUCCAUCUGUGUUAUUUUAAAAAUUGGAGCCAAAGUUUUACUUUCUAUUGUUUUUUUUUUUUUUUAAUUGUUUUAGGGUGGUUUUAUUUCCCCAAUUACUCAGCAAUAUUGAAGAGGAUUAAAUUUUGAAAGCGGUUGUUAUAUAACUAUUGUGUACAACAAUUAAAUAACUUAAAUAAUCAUUCUUCAUUGGAUUAUUAUUCAUUUGUAAAUAUGUGUCUAUUGUGUACAGUUUAUUAAUGAGCAGGCAAUUGUUACCUAGAUAAUAAAUAUACCUUACCACAACAGAAAA
Frankliniella occidentalis (western flower thrips) is the source of this 4698-nucleotide messenger RNA. RefSeq lists its product as uncharacterized. The record is from RefSeq and is a predicted model, not a curated record. Lineage: Eukaryota; Metazoa; Arthropoda; Insecta; Thysanoptera; Thripidae. The annotation marks the transcript as partial. Gene Ontology annotation, biological process: actin cytoskeleton organization; regulation of ARF protein signal transduction. The transcript has 7 exons. Gene Ontology annotation, molecular function: guanyl-nucleotide exchange factor activity.